AUGGAAGGCAGCAUAAUCCGCCAUAUAGAUGUCGGUAUCUUGGCCAGAGCACGUAGUAAUGGAGAAGACAGUGAUGCUGGCAGGCCACCCCAAGGAAGAAAGCAAGGGUGGAGUUCCUUUCCAGGUGAUUUUGGCAAGAGGAACCCUCAUUAUCAGCACGGUAGAUAUGAGCUUCAGCCUUCACACCUCCAGAAGGAUGGUGGAAACGUGGACAGGAAGGGUAUCCUGAAGUACCGAGGAAGACACACUCCCUAUACUGUGGGACAGGAAAAGAGGAGGGUGAAAUGGCAUAAGGAAGGCCAAAUCCGUGUCACUCUGGGGAACGAUAGAAAACAUCUCAAGAGCGAGAUGGGGGAGGACAAACAAGACGGAACCCAGUCUAGUUGGUUCAAGAUCACAAUUCCCUUUGGAAAAAAGUAUGAGAGGAGCUGGCUAAUGAGUUCAAUCCAGAGCCAUUGCACUGUCCCCUUCACUCCAGUGGACUUCCACUACACACAGCACAAGGUUCAGUUCUUUGUCCAGGAUGCUAGCGCUGCUUCUGCACUGAUGGAUGUCAGCUACAAGAUUUGUGACGAGGAGAACAGAAAGAUACCUAUCUUUGUCAAUUCUUCUGCUGUACCUUACUCUGUGCAGGAUAAGUUGGCACCAGAAAAAAUGAAACAACUAAAGCUGACCAUGAGCAGAAGAUAUGAUGUCUCCCAGAAAGCUCUUGACCUCCAGAGUCUGCGCUAUGACCCAGACUUGGUGCGCCACGGUACUGAUAUAAUACUGAAUCGCAGAAACUGCAUGACUGCCACCCUGCAGGUCAUCAAGACGAGUUUCCCCGAGCUGUUGUCCUUAAACUUGCGCAACAACAGACUGUUUCAGCUGGAUGGCCUGUCUGAUAUUACACAGAUGGUCCCCACAAUCAGGAUCCUGAACCUGUCCAAAAAUGAGCUUAACUGCACCUGGGAGCUGGGGAAGAUCAAAGGCCUGAAGCUUGAAGAACUAUGGCUGGACGGGAAUCCCUUGUGUGACACCUUCCCAGACCAAUCCACCUACAUAAGUGCCAUCAGGAAAUGUUUCCCCAAGUUGUCACGCUUGGAUGGCCACGAUUUACCCCCACCGACUACUGCUGACAUUGACAGGCCCAACUUAACAAAGCCCUACAAGGGAAGCUGUAAAGGUCCUGAUGUUGUGAAGAGUCUAGUACUGCAAUUCCUCCAGCAGUAUUACUCGAUCUAUGACUCUGGAGACAGACAGAGUCUCCUCAGUGCUUAUCACGAUGAGGCCUGCUUCUCCCUUGCCAUUCCCUUCAACCCGAACGAUCCAGAUCCAAGCAGCUUUUUUGAGUACGUCAAACAUAACCGGAAUAUGAAGAGCCUCAAGGACCCCAACCUGCGCUUUCAGCUGCUGAAACAUACAAAACGUGACAUUGUGUGCUCCCUCUGUGUGUUGCCCAAAACUCAGCAUGACUUCAGCUCCUUCAUCUUGGACAUGUGUUUCCAGUCGGAAACCAUGAUCUUCAUCUGUGUCAGUGGAGUGUUCAAGGAGGUGGAAGGACCGUCUCAGGGUUGCGUGCGCGCCUUCUCCCGGACCUUCAUCGCUACCCCUGCCAGCAGUUCCAGUCUGUGUGUCGUGAAUGAUGAGCUCUUUGUGAGGGACGCCACACCUAGGAAGACUCAGAGUGCAUUGUCCAGCUGCGUGCCCACACCCCACUGCAGUUCUCAGCCCACCCUCCCUCAGGAGCAGCAGGAAAUGAAAAACAUGCUCUUCUUCUGUGUCAAUGGGGUGUUCAAGGAAGUGGAAGGGCAGUCUCAGGAUUCUGUGUGUGCCUUCACCUGGACCUUCAUCGCUACCCCUGCCAACAGUUCCAGGUGCCUUCAGGACAACAGGUGGAAAAACACCAGAGCUGAUCAGGUCUUCGCUAUGCUCAAGCCUAAGCCAUACCCAUGA
This is a messenger RNA of Artibeus jamaicensis (Jamaican fruit-eating bat), 1935 nucleotides long. RefSeq names its product nuclear RNA export factor 2-like. Gene Ontology annotation, molecular function: RNA binding; protein binding. The record is from RefSeq and is a predicted model, not a curated record. Gene Ontology annotation, cellular component: nucleus; cytoplasm. Lineage: Eukaryota; Metazoa; Chordata; Mammalia; Chiroptera; Phyllostomidae. Gene Ontology annotation, biological process: poly(A)+ mRNA export from nucleus.